AUGGACUCACCCGAUGAAGAAGGAACACGCCAUCGCCUUACACCGACCGGUGGAAGGAUCGAUAAGGAUAACGCAUUCUCACUGGCCUCCCGUGUGGUGAACAAAAUCGGCCAGCGUAACGUGCGAAUUUCAAACCUACCCCAACGGUCGAUCCGUUUCGUGAAGGAUAUCGUGACGACGCUGGUCGAGGAAAAGUGGCGUUAUGCGCUGCUGGUGUUUGUUGGCAGUUACGCCGGAAGUUGGGCGUUCUUUGCCGGAUUAUGGUACACGCUUUCAUACGCUCAUGGUGAUCUCACACAAGAUCCGGUCACGGGCGAGCGGCUCGGUGAUGGUGCGAUGCCAUGCGUUCAAGGUGCGACUACAUUUACGGGAUUUAUGCUGUUCAGCAUGGAAACGCAAAUAUCCACCGGGUACGGUGAAAAGGUUCCGACAGAGGAAUGUCCCGAAUCGUUCGGUUUGCUGACGAUCCAGCUGAUCGUGGGUUUGCUAAUUGAUGGUGCCGUGCUCGGUGUGGUUUACGCAAAGCUGGUUCGUCCUCCACAAAAAAUCUCCGAAACCAAAUUUAGCAACCGAGCCGUCAUUUGCCAGCGAGACGGUCGGUUCUGUUUCGUGUUUCGUAUCUGCGAUCGCAGGUGGCAACAUUCGAUUGAGACGAAGAUAUCGGCGGUGUUGCUUGAAUCGAGAUGCACCAUCGAAGGCGAGUGGAUCGAGAAACAUGAAUCACACCUGAAGCUGGAGAAUGAUGGACGGCAGGUACUGCUGUGGCCAGUUACCGUGUGCCACGUGAUCGACCGUAACAGUCCAUUGUACGAUCUGUCGGCGGCGGAAUUGCUCGGACGGAAGCUGGAAAUAGUGAUAACGGUCACGGGUGGAACGAUGACGACGGGGCAGAUUAAUCAGGCACGUACGUCGUACGUUCCGGCGGAUAUUUGCUGGGGCCAUCGGUUUCGGGACAUUGUCGAGUAUGAUUCCCGCAAACAGUCCUACGUCGCCCUGAACGAUCGUAUGCACGAACUCGAACAAGUGGACACGCCAUUGUGCAGCGCACGCCAGCUGGAUGUGCUUCGAAAACGGGUACGAAAAGAAAUGAAGGAAAGCCAGAGAUCUUCCCAGGCUCAGGCCCAGAAAUGUUCCCAGAAAGUCACGGACGAUUCUAACAAGUGUUAAUUGAAAUUCUAAUAAAAGCAAACAAUAUGCUCUUGAAUUGCAAAGCAGGUUUUUAAAACGCUCUUGAUCAGUCGCCUCUUUCGUGCAGCUAAAAUAAUUGCAAGAAAUAAUGGAAACCCUAACGUCCUAAUCUCAAUCAGUUGUCGAAUAUGUUUCAUUCUUGAACAC
Messenger RNA from Anopheles nili, 1335 nucleotides. RefSeq names its product ATP-sensitive inward rectifier potassium channel 8-like. Bases 1 to 1167 code for a protein of 388 amino acids. Lineage: Eukaryota; Metazoa; Arthropoda; Insecta; Diptera; Culicidae. Gene Ontology annotation, cellular component: plasma membrane. The transcript is spliced from 2 exons. Gene Ontology annotation, molecular function: inward rectifier potassium channel activity. Gene Ontology annotation, biological process: regulation of monoatomic ion transmembrane transport; potassium ion import across plasma membrane. The record is from RefSeq and is a predicted model, not a curated record.